CGGAACGGAAGUAGGUACGUGGCUGCUUCAGCUGACAGUCUACAUGAUGGCGACAGAGGUUCAGAGCGGCGACCUCGACAGCGCUACGUCCAGCCGGCUCGAAGUUUCCAUCGAUGGCCUCACCCUCAGCCCAGACCCGGAAGGCGAGCAGAGCCAGGUCGAAGAGCCAGAGCCCGUACCCUCGGAACCUGGGACCGAUAAGCCGGGUGCCGCUGGGGGCGAAGAUGGAGAGACUGCUAAAUCUGCGAUAGAGGGGAAUUGGGGCUUUCCUUUGCAAGAACUGUAUGGAAUGGCUCUUAGAUUUUUCAAAGAAAAAGAUGGCAAAGCCUUCCAUCCAACCUAUGAGGAGAAGCUUCGCCUGGUGGCUCUGCACAAACAGGUGUUACUAGGCCCUUAUAAUCCUGAUGCUUCACCGGAGGUCGGCUUUUUUGAUGUCCUUGGCAAUGACCGCAGGAAAGAGUGGGCCUCCCUGGGUAACAUGGAGAAGGAGGAGGCUAUGGUGGAAUUUGUUAAGCUACUCAACAAGUGCUGUAACCUCUUUGCUCCAUAUGUAACAUCACAUAAGAUUGAAAGGGAGGAGCAAGAAAGGAAAAGGAAAGAAGAGGAGGAGCGUCUGAGGCAAGAGGAAGAGGAGAUGGAGCGACAAAGGCAGGAGGAGGAGAGACGAAGGCUUGAGGAGGAGGAAAGGCUGAGAAGAGAGGAAGAGGAGAGGAGGCAGGCAGAGGAAGAAAGGCUACGGAUUGAACAGCAGAAACAACAGAUUAUGGCAGCACUGAAUGCCCAGACAGCGGUGCAGUUUCAACAGUAUGCUGCACAGCAGUACCCCAACAACCCAGAACAACAGCUGGGCCUCAUUCGUCAGCUCCAGGAACAGCACUACCAGCAGUACAUGCAGCAGCUCUACCAGGUCCAGCUGGCCCAGCAGCAGGCGGCCUUACAGAAGCAGCACCAACAGCAGCAGGCUGAUUCAACGGUGCAGGGCACCUUGGAAUCUAGCAGCUUUAACAGUGGGGAACCUAUCCCGGCCUCUGCAGCAGGGUCACUGUGUGCUGCCUCACCGCUUGCUAGCGAGGAAGCUCCUAUAGUCAAUGGAGGCCAGUCAGACUCUUACUCAGAGAGCAUGGACCGAGAGCCAGAGCCUGAGCCAGCAGAGGAGGUCUCAGAGAAUGGCCCUUUAUUAGCAGACUCCCCACCAGUGAUAGCUGCUCCUUCCAUGUGGACACGGCCACAGAUCAAGGAUUUCAAAGAGAAGAUCCGUCAAGAUGCAGACAGUGUGAUCACGGUGGGCCGUGGCGAGGUGGUGACAGUGCGUGUUCCCACGCAUGAGGAGGGAUCUUACCUGUUCUGGGAGUUUGCUACAGACUAUUAUGACAUCGGCUUUGGGGUGUUCUUUGAGUGGACAGACGCUGCCUCUGCUUCAGUCAGUGUGCAUGUGUCAGAGUCCAGUGACGAGGAUGAGGAUGAUGAAGGUAAGGAUUCCUCUGAAAGAUGUGAUCCUCCCACUGAAGAGGCGAAAGCAAAGAAGGAGGCAGGGAAGCCCCAUGUGGAUGAGAUUGUGCCGGUAUACCGGCGGGACUGUCACGAGGAGGUGUACGCCGGCAGCCACCAAUACCCUGGCCGUGGAGUGUACCUGCUCAAGUUUGACAACUCUUAUUCGCUCUGGCGUUCCAAGAGUGUUUACUACAGAGUCUACUACACCAGAUAAGCCUGAAUACAGACAUGGUGGGAGCUAAGGGGAGUGUAUCUUCGUGUGUGUGUGUGGGUGUAUGUGUGUGUAGGUGGAGAUGUAAAUGAAGGCAGCCUGUACUUGUGCGUAUGCGUGUGUGUGUAUGUGCAUAUGUGUGUAGGAAGAAGUGAUCUGUUCUGGACAAAAACCACCAGAGGGUGACAAAGAGACACAUCUGGAACCCUUAAAUGGAGACUGGACUAAUAUGUAUGUCCUGUGUGUGUGUGUGUGUGUGUACGUGUGACUCAAGUUUCACCCUCGCUACAUCCUGUCAUUGAGCCCUUGGAAGAGGAGUGUGCACUCCUUUUGUAAAUUCAUCACCUGUCAUUGCUGCACUCGUAUACACCAAGCUGUAGGACUGUGCUCUUGAAUUGGGUUUUUUUUUUUUUUUCCUCCCCCCUGGGCUCCUCUUCCAUGACCACCUUGGCCCAGCACAGUCCAGUGUGGCCUUGUGGCUGCUUCUGUCCUGACUGACUCUCACAACCAUGAAUGGAAACUUGGCAAGUCCAACACUGUGAGCCAACGUUUCCCGAUUGGUGGAAAUGGUGGUUGUUUAUCCUCACAUGAACAUUGUAAUUGUUGGAAGUCUAGUUUUAUUGCAAAUGUGCUUCAUAACACUAUGCCUUUUACACAGAGAUCUUCUGAUCUUUCCUUAAUCACACAUAAUAAACACCAGUGUACGCACACUUAAUAAUUUUCGUUGCAAAACAGUAGUGUGCUAAUCCUUCCAUAGCCAUCAUUUUGAAGAUAUGAAAGGAUUAACAAAAGCAGCAGUCGUCUAAUUUCUCCACACAAAUAGUCUGUUUCUUACCUCUUAUGGUUUGAUAAUCUGACAGACAGAAUGCACCAGGAGUAGGUUUCUUUUCUCAAUACUACUGCCACAAAUUUGAAGGACAGGCAGGAUGCCAUUCAACUACAUGGGUGUCCAUGUGAUUAGAGUAUGGUUGUGGGGUUUCUGGCUUUGUGAACACAAGCAUCUCAAUUUGUAGUACAGAAGUUUACAAUUGGAUUCCUUUAAAAUACAUCUGCAUAUGUUUAUUUUUAUUAGUGUAAUUUGCUUUUGUUUCAUCAACAGGCAGUUGCUGUUUUACAGCCUGUUACACCAUCCCACAGAAAACUUUAAACUGUUUGCCAUUUUGCUCGUCAGUUGUCUGAAGAAUCAUAAAAAGAAGCUCUAAUAUUGUUCAUACUUUUUAGGAGGUUUUCUGUUUAUUCUGUUUUAGAGUUUCUGUAUCGAGUUCUGCCACACAAGUGAAUAAAAAUCCACUAACCAUCUAUGUUUUGCAGGUCAUGACACACUGUUACAUCUGUGCAACAGAAAAUCCAUAUUGCAGAAAUGCUUUGUUCCGUUUUUGUUUCUUGUAUGAAUCGCCUCAUAUUGUCAACAAUUGUCAUCUCGAGUAUUAUGAAUAAACUGAGAUGACAUAAACCUGUGUCCUAGGUGACAUGGUUGUUUGCUAACUUAAUUGUGACAUGCAAAUGUUUGCUUCCUUUUUCAAAGCUUUUGCCACCAUAAUUCUCUUAAUUUCUACAUGUGUGUGCUGUAUGAACUGAGCUUUACAUGAAAGGUUCUUCAGUGUGGAAUGUGCUCAGAGGGUGUUAAAGAUAUUUGGUUUCCCUUUUAUCACACUUCCUGCCCCCUCUCUCUCUUGGGUUGGGAUAUCUUGAGAGUCUGAGUUGCCCCAUGAGGCUCUUUCCUGAGUGUCAGUUAUUCACUUGGGUUACCUACUCCCAACUCUAAUCCAAACAGUGAUUUGUGUGGCAAACUGUCACCAACUAUGACCUCACAGCGCCAUUAAGUUCAACAACAUCUCUGUACCCUAAUGUUUUUGUUGAGUUUGUUAUUGCUCACCAAAUAGUUUGAGUUGCUCAAGCCUUGUAUGUAAAUAAUUCUAUGAAUGAGUUUAUGUGUGGGUUUUUAGAUGUGGACGAAGGCUAUGUUUCUGCAAAUCAAUGCACUGUAUAAUAAGGUGAAUGAGAUUACAUUUUACCCAAGAUGAAAGUCCCUAAUUUGGUGGAAGUAUGAAACUGUAAAACUCUAUUGACAUGAAAGAGAAGCUCAUCUUUUUGUAUUGUUUGACAUUUUUUGUUUUGCAACUCUUAUAAAUCUUUUUUUUUUUGGGCAUAUAUUUAAUCUUGAUUAAAUUUAUCUUCAUCUCCAAAACUGUAUAUGUUUGCU
Messenger RNA from Melanotaenia boesemani (Boeseman's rainbowfish), 3905 nucleotides. It is a transcript of the gene acbd3, whose product is annotated as acyl-Coenzyme A binding domain containing 3. Gene Ontology annotation, cellular component: Golgi membrane. The record is from RefSeq and is a predicted model, not a curated record. The transcript has 8 exons. Bases 44 to 1705 code for a protein of 553 amino acids. Gene Ontology annotation, molecular function: fatty-acyl-CoA binding. Lineage: Eukaryota; Metazoa; Chordata; Actinopteri; Atheriniformes; Melanotaeniidae.